Adineta steineri is the source of this 1002-nucleotide messenger RNA. NCBI's taxonomy places the organism in Eukaryota, Metazoa, Rotifera, Eurotatoria, Adinetida, Adinetidae. The record is from the annotation of a GenBank genome assembly.
AUGGCCUCUGUUACAAAUAAUAUACCAAUAUCAAAUGCACUUGUCACAUCUACUCGUUUUACUGAUGAAUAUGAUCUUAAAGAAGAACUUGGCAAAGGUGCAUUUUCAAUUGUAAGACGAUGUAUACAAAAAAGUUCCGCACAAGAAUUUGCUGCAAAAAUUAUUAAUACAAAAAAAUUAUCUACCCGAGAUCAUCAAAAACUCGAUAGAGAAGCUCGUAUUUGUCGACAAUUAAAACAUCCUAAUAUUGUUCGUCUUCAUGAAAGUAUUUCGGAAGAAGGUUUUCAUUACUUAGUAUUCGAUUUAGUCACCGGUGGUGAAUUAUUUGAAGAUAUUGUUGCACGAGAAUUUUAUAGUGAAGCAGAUGCUAGUCAUUGUAUUCAACAAAUACUUGAAGCUGUCCGACAUUGUCAUGAAAGUAAUAUUGUACAUAGAGAUUUAAAACCUGAAAAUCUUUUAUUGGCUAGUAAAACAAAAGGAGCAGCUGUCAAACUUGCUGACUUUGGUUUGGCUAUUGAAGUCAAUGGUGAACAAACACAGUGGUAUGGCUUUGCUGGAACCCCAGGUUAUCUUAGUCCUGAAGUUCUUAAAAAAGAACCCUAUGGAAAACCAGUUGAUAUAUGGGCAUGCGGUGUUAUUCUAUACAUUCUUCUUGUUGGUUAUCCACCAUUUUGGGAUGAAGAUCAACAUCGUUUAUAUAAUCAAAUAAAAGCUGGCGCUUAUGAUUAUCCAUCACCUGAAUGGGAUACAGUCACGACUGAAGCGAAACGUUUAAUUGAUUCAAUGUUAAAUAUUAAUCCUAGUAGACGUAUUAGUGCUACAGAUGCUCUCAAACAUCCAUGGAUUUGUCAACGAGAACGCGUUGCUGGUACAAUUCAUCGGCAAGAAACCGUCGACUGCUUACGUAAAUUUAAUGCACGACGAAAAUUAAAGGGAGCCAUUUUAUCAACAAUGUUUGUCAAUCGUACAUUGAUACCUAAAGCAGAUGCGAGCUCAAAUUGA